Molecule: messenger RNA, 1490 nt
Organism: Cuscuta campestris
Lineage: Eukaryota; Viridiplantae; Streptophyta; Magnoliopsida; Solanales; Convolvulaceae
Source: the annotation of a GenBank genome assembly
AGCGCGGUUCGCCCGGUGUAUGCUUUAAUAUGUAUGAUGUGAUGCAUGUGAUGCUUGAUCAAUAAAUAAAAUCAGAUCAUCCAACCAGAGUUGUAAAUUGUUACAAUUGGAAUUUAUUCCUACCAGAAAUAAUUUAACUGUAGGGCAAGAUGCAAAGCACAACUAUAGUUAAAUGAAAUAUGGAUCUGGCCCAAUUAAGAAUUUUAUUUAAAAGAAUCCACCGAACCAAGAGUUGUAAUAACGAUUGCAAUUGGAAUGAAUUCCUACCUAAAUAACUUGACUGUAGGGCAAGAUGCAAAGCACAACUAUAGUUAAGUAAAAUAUGGAUCUUGGCCCGCUAGGGUAUUCUUCAAAUAGAAACCCCAAGUCAAUAGGUUCCGUACCUGAGGGUAAUUGACUUGUUAGAAAUAGUGGGAGAGUAUUUAAUAAAGACCUAUUAAAUACUUAAUUCAUGAUAAUAACUAUCUUCGUAAAAUUCUGUAGAUGGCAAACAACAACAACACAAACAACCUCGCCCUGCGUUCCAUUCUGGAUAAAGAUAAAUUGAAUGGAACAAACUUUGUUGACUGGCAACGCAAUCUCUCCAUUGUUCUCCGCAUGGAUGAGAAAGAGUAUGUGCUCGAAAAGCCCAUUCCUCCUGCCCCUCUCGCUAACGCCCUGAAAGUGGUUAAAGAUGCCUACGAGAAACACGUUAAGGAUGAUAACCAGGUUAGCUGUGUCAUGCAAGCAACCAUGAUAACCGAGCUGCAAAAACAGCACGAGGACAUGAAGGCCCACGAGAUGAUCGUGGCCUUGCGGCAGCUAUACCAGGGGCAAUCCAGGCAUGAACGUUUUCUUGUGAGUAAGGCUCUCUUUAGUUGCAAGCUCUCUUCAGGGAACCCGGUCGGUCCACACGUUCUCAAAAUGAUUGGUUACAUAACCAAUCUGGAGAAACUCGGGUUCUCCUUGCAGAAGGAGCUGGCAACGGACCUGAUCCUGCAGUCGCUCCUUGGGCUGUAUAAGGGUUUUGUCAUGAACUACAUGAUGCAUGAUCUUGACAAACCCCUUCCGGAGCUUCUUAAAAUGCUCUAGACUGCAGAGGAGAACCUUACUAAGGGCAAGGGUGCUUCCGUCCUUAUGGUCCAAGGCAGAAAGGGGAAGCCGAAGAAAGGGAUUAAGAUUAAGGCUAGGACGGUCGGAAAGCCUAAAUCGAAGUCCACUUCAUCUGCAACCCGAAACCCGUAGGAGGAGUUGCAAAGGGCAAAUGUCAUCACUGUGGUAAGGCAGGCCACUGGAGAAGAAACUGCAAGACAUACCUCGCAACCAAGAAGAAGGAAGGUAUGACCAUUUCUUCUGAGGUGUAUGUUAUAGAAGUUAACAUGUCUAUAUCUUCAUCAUGGGUACUAGAUACUGGAUGUGGGUCUCAUAUCUGUACUACCAUGCAGGGACUGAAGCAGAGUAGACGGUUAGCUCGAGGCGAGAUUGAACUCCGAGUCGGCAAUGGUGCACCU